This is a messenger RNA of Neurospora hispaniola, 1077 nucleotides long. RefSeq names its product VPS4-associated protein 1. Gene Ontology annotation, biological process: vacuolar transport. Gene Ontology annotation, cellular component: endosome. The record is from RefSeq and is a predicted model, not a curated record. The coding region runs from base 181 to 759 and encodes 192 amino acids. Lineage: Eukaryota; Fungi; Ascomycota; Sordariomycetes; Sordariales; Sordariaceae. The transcript is spliced from 4 exons.
CCCCGACAAGCCCAAGGUCUGUGAAUGUUGUUGGCAAGUGACAACGGCUCGGCUUGAGAUGAUUCCUUGGCUGGCAGCUGAACCCCGCGUCCCUGUCAGCCGUCCAUGUCAACUGCCUCCCAAGUCCAUCCAACAAAAGAGACAACCGCCCUCAUCAUUAUCUGUUAGUAGCAAGCGAGCAUGUCGAGCAUGUCAUUUCCAAACCUUUAUACACACCGCAAGGUGGCCGAGACAAAGGCAAAGUCAUGCGACAUCUGCUACCGGCUCAGCACCAGCGUCCUCAUCACCCCAGACAACAAGGAUUUCUUUUACAUCUGCCCAAGCCAUCUUAAGGAGCCGUCGUUCUGCACCCCAAAAAUUGACACCGAAGCUAUUGAGGCCCGGAAGAAGAAGGAGCUAGAAGAAGAGAUUGAGAGAGUGAAGAAGGAGUACGAGGAGAAAAAGAAGAAGAAGGAAGAGGAGAAGGGGAAGGAAGCGGACAAGGAGAAGGAAAAGGAUAAGAAAGACGAUGCCAAGAGCAAAGAUAAAGACGAGAAGAAGGAUGAGAAAGAUCAGGAAAAUUCCAAGGGCUCUAGGAGCACAAGUAGAGAAGGGACCAAAUCGCCUCCCGUGGAAGAAGAGCCAAGGAUAUUUGAACUCAAGCCUACUUUCUAUCAACAACGCCUGUUAAAGAAGAGGCAGGCCGAGAUUGCAAAGCGCAACCGUGAAAGACUGCAAGAUCCAACCUUCUUUCCCUCGGUUCCCAAGAAUCUUCCAUGAUCACUUCCUCUCGCGCUACCAGAUAUACAUUAGACGGACAGACAUCCUUUGUUGAUACCCUUUAGCCUUUGUCAUUGAAUUACUCUCUAUGUGAAGCGUCAAUAAAGCUGCAUAAACACCAAACUUACGAACCUGGGUGUCGCAACACAAUGAAUCAUACAGAGAGAUUACAAUACGUUACAACGAGCCGAAACAGUCCGUUUUGAGGACGAUGAGCAACAAAGUCAAUCUGCAUCUUGCACCGCCGUUCAACGCACAGUGAAAUUCAAGUUCACCACGCCCAUUCCAUUACACCAGACUGUCUCUCAAGGGUGACCU